AUGCCAUUGGACUUGCCGAUGUAUCCAAAUGAAGAGGCUCCAGAUCCCUCACACUUCUAUUACCAGCUUGAGGAUUUAAGAGUUUCAAUUAUUGGAAAUGAAGAUUUAAAGUUAAAGUUAGCGGGCGAUACAAGUUUCAUGGAAGAUCUUGUUACAAGAUUCCAUAAAGACCUAGAGAGACUUGAAAAGUAUGAUCAGUUAAAUGGCGAACCGCAACAUGAGCUUUUAGUUUCCUUAGAGAAAGAGGUAAUUAUCUUGAAGAUACUUUGUUCGUUCGUGACGGAAAUGAAUUCAGUUCAGCAUCCCAAUGUUGCGAAUUGCAUUGAUUGCUUCGAAGAGUUGAUGGGGCCAAUAGUGAGAUUGCUCAACUACUUCAUUGUGAAAGUGAUACCAAAAAUAUAUGAUGGUACAUCUGAAGGUAAUAAUAAUGAAAAAAUAGAGAAUUCAGUUCAGUACUGUUUAGAUAUCUUGAAUUCGUUAUUCAGCGCAAUAGGAGAUUCUCGAAGAUUUGCUCCAGAAAAGUUUAAAAAAUUAUGGAGAUUAAUAAUCUCUCUAGUGAUUAUAAAUGAUGAUUCGCAGGCGUUUUAUUCAAUCCUAGUGAAGUUGCUUGAGCUUGUUCCAUUAUUAUUGGAGAACUCUAACCUAGAUGACACAUUGGUUGUAACUUUAUUAUCUACCCUUUUGAAACGACUUUCUAGUGAAUGCUCCAUAAUAUGCGAAACUCAUUUUCCUGAAGCUAUGCAAUCUCAAGAUGCUCUAUUUAAAGCUGCCUUUCAGGAGUCCAGUUUACCCAAUGUUGAGCCAAUAAAGUCUAUCAUGAAGACGAAAGUUAAUAUGCCAUUUCUUCUUAGUCUCAUAACUUGUGUGGCGCAAAUUUUUAGCUUUUUGAAGUAUCACGACUAUGAUAUUUUAAUGAGCUCUUCCAUCGGGUUACCUUUGAAGGGAAACUCGCUGGUUAUGUUACCGGUCAACAUAUACAUAUCUUUAUUGUUACUAUUAAAGUGCGAAAGUAAAAUGCUUCGCCUUGUUACUUUAAACUUGUUGGGCUUCUACUUGAAUAAUUUGAAGGUAUCAAGGGAAGUAGAUGGAUUUAAUGAAGAAGUGAUUUUUAGGAAUUUCAAGAAAUUAUUUCCAAGGAUAAUUGAGCUUUUAGAUCUGGAGGAAAAUAGCAUGAGUUUCGAAUUACCGGCUUUCUUAUUAUCACCCACACAAAUUUUGGCUAAUUUGUGCACCCGAUAUCCUUUAUUAAAUGACGAUAUACGGAGGGCAAACCUUGAUAUUCGAAUCCUAAAAGCUUUAGAACUGUCUUUUAAGUCAAAUCAGACAAUAAAAGUGAUAAGGUCACUCAGAAAAGACACAGAAAAUUGCAAUAAGCUUGCUGACUUUUCAGCUGUGUUGACAUCCAGGAAAGAUAGUCAAGAUAUUUCAGAUUUACUAUUGUUACUAAGCGUCUACACAAGCUAUAACGAAGAUUACCGACACAGGGUUACUGAUUCAAUGGAUCCAAAAACUACAAGCAAUUUGGCCCUAGAACAAAUCAUAUUUGAAAUUAUUGAUGAUUACAGUUUUCUAAUGGAUCAGAUGCUAGCUAUGUACAAAUCUUUACGUUUACAUCUAAAAAGUUCGAGACUUUCUGAAAGUCAGAUUACAUGGUUCAACAAAAACUUGGGAAUCGUCAUGGCCCUAAUUAAUAGUUCGCUUUUUACGAACUGCUUAUACCUAAUUCGAUCAGUAUCCAGAUCGGUCUCCACUUUAAGAACAUUCUUUGUCGAAUGCAAUUCUCUUGUUGCCGACCCCUUAGGAGUUGAAAGCCCUAGGCCUAGCAAGGGUCUCUCUGGUGCUUUUAUUCGGAACUUCUUGUAUAUCUUGAAAAACUCCGAAGUAACCAUUAAAAUUUUUGAUUUUUUUUAUAAACUCAGCUCCUCGAGUCACCGGCUUAAAAAAUCACAAAUCACAAAUAUGUCACUAACCCUAGGAAUUAUCGCUAAUUUUAUUUUAGCCUUCAGCUCCUUCAGAUACGAAAUAAUUAACGAUGGAGAGUUUUUAAAGGAUUUGUCUCAAAUCUAUCAAAGGUUUGCUAAUGUUGAAGACACUUCGCCCUUAUCAGAUGAAUCAGACUUGUAUCGAAGAAACAUAAUUCGGUUAAAUAUUUUGCAUGUCUUGAAAAAUUUUAUAUUCAAUGAAAAUAUAGAAACGAAGAAGGAGAUUAAUGAAGCAGUUCCUCUUUCGUUACUUUUCGAAAGAGCAAGUUAUCCAUUAUGUGGUUACACAGAUGAGCUGAUACAAAUUAAAAGUUUGAAAAUGCAACAAAAAAUCGUCGCUUUCGACAUCUUUAGAAAUUAUACUGCAGGAUCAUCUAAAUUCAACAAGAUAAUAGUGGACCAUUAUGAAAAUGUGUUCUCUGAAGGACACACUAUUCCAAGUUCAUGGGAAGACUUUUUGAUUGCAAAUAUUAAGAACCUUACGCCGUUUAGCUCAAGUGAUACGAAUGUUAACUUCGAAGAUAAUGAUGAUCUAUUGAACUUGAUCCUUGAUGAUAACUAUGUCAAUAUGGUAACUUCUAUCAAUUACAUUGAAAAUCACAAGUACACUAACAUUGACUUAUUGAACAAAAAAUAUUUCCCACAAAAGGAAUUGUUGUUGAUUUGGUUAAGAUUUUUAAAGCUAAAGGUAUCCAGUGAAUUUGAGGGAAAAUUACGCCUAGACUCUAAAGUUUCGUUGAAUAAUAACUUGAAUGAGAUCAAGACGUCGAUCAUUUGGGUUUUAAUUAAUUUGACACAUCAGAAUGAUACCCUUGAAUAUCAAGGAUCCGAAGGAAAUCACUACAAUUUGUUUGACACUGUUGAUGACACAUCUAGAAACUCUGGUAAGAUUGAUAUUGAUGAUUCUGAUGAAUCAGACUCAAAUAGUACUGAAAAUUAUCUAUUCAAAAGUAAUAAAGAUUCGCUUACUGUCGCAGAAAGAGCACUAUACUUGAGAAAAUUGGGUUUUUUGAGCGUUAUUACUGGUCUCAUUGAUAAUAUUUCUAGGGGAAGCUACGUAGUGUCGCAUUCAAAGACUUCAAAAAGAUUUGAUCUAGAAAAUAGCUACGAUCUAUUGGAAAAAGCGAAAACUGCAAGCUUUCAACUAUCCGGCUCCAGAAGACGGCAUACUACAGGAGGUGAUAACAAUAGGCCAUCUCUUCGUACUGCUGCACGCAGGGUGUUCGGUCUCGGACGCCCAGAUGUAAACAGAGGGGGUGAGGGAUACGGCUAUGGCUCGGACGACGACUAUGCCAAUGCUAACCAAUCAUUGCAAUCCAUGCCGGUCCGUCCGCAAGACUACAAUGUCGACGACCAUGAAGAUGAAGAAGUCGACGAUGACGAAGCCGACGACGACGACUACUGGAUUCACUAG
Priceomyces carsonii is the source of this 3396-nucleotide messenger RNA. RefSeq lists its product as uncharacterized. Gene Ontology annotation, biological process: proteasome-mediated ubiquitin-dependent protein catabolic process. Gene Ontology annotation, cellular component: GID complex. The record is from RefSeq and is a predicted model, not a curated record. The transcript has a single exon. Bases 1 to 3396 code for a protein of 1131 amino acids. NCBI's taxonomy places the organism in Eukaryota, Fungi, Ascomycota, Pichiomycetes, Serinales, Debaryomycetaceae.